CCAAAACCCUCCAAACCCUCUCUCUCUCUCUCUCUCAAUAGUCUGCAUUUGAGCACCUCUCGAACUCAAAAAUGGCAGCAACAACAACGAAUCUUCUCCUCUGCAUUGCCACCAUCCUCUGCUUCCUCACCUCUGCCCAAGCUAGGAUCCCCGGCGUCUACACCGGCACCCCCUGGCAACCCGCCCACGCCACCUUCUACGGCGGCAGCGACGCCUCCGGCACCAUGGGUACCUACGCACAUUCCAUUCAUUUCAUUUCUAUUUUAAUUUUUGUUUCCAUCAAAUUUUGUUAUGUUGCAGGCGGCGCGUGCGGGUACGGGAACCUGUACAGCCAGGGGUACGACGUGAACACGGCGGCGCUGAGCACGGCGCUUUUCAACAACGGGUUGAGCUGCGGGGCGUGCUUCGAGAUCAAGUGCGACGCGGCGCAGGACGCCAAGUGGUGUAACCCGGGCAGCCCGUCCAUCCUCAUAACGGCAACCAAUUUCUGCCCGCCAAACUUUGCCCUGCCCAAUGAUAACGGUGGGUGGUGUAACCCGCCCCGCACCCACUUCGAUCUCGCCAUGCCUAUGUUCCUCAAGAUUGCUCAGUACCGCGCCGGCAUCGUACCCGUCAACUUCCGCCGUAUACCAUGCAGGAAGCAAGGAGGGAUCAGAUUCACAAUCAACGGCUUCCGUUACUUCAACCUGGUUCUGGUCACCAACGUCGCGGGUGCAGGGGAUAUCGUGCGCGUGAGCAUCAAGGGAAAGAACACGCAGUGGCUAGCCAUGAGCCGUAACUGGGGGCAAAACUGGCAAUCCAGCGCCAACCUUGUGGGCCAGGCCCUCUCCUUCAGAGUUUUCGGCAGCGACCGACGCUCCUCCACCUCUCUCGACGUGGCGCCCGCCAAUUGGCAGUUCGGCCAGACCUUCUCUGGAAAGAAUUACAGAGUCUGAAAACCACCAAAAAUAAUGGUUGGGUAUUCCUGGAAUUUGCAACGGGGUCCUCCGUCUUUAUCUAUUUUUCGCUUUUCCCCUAGAAGAAAUUAUAAAUGAAGUAAAGUGUGUGGAGGCUGAAGCGGCUGCAGGGAAAAAUAGAUGUAGCCCGCAGCUUCUGAUUAUAAAUUUAUAAUGUAGUAGUACAAUAUUGUUAAGAAGAAAAAAUGUUUCUUUUUUUAUAAUUUUUUUAUUUUUCU
Molecule: messenger RNA, 1174 nt
Organism: Salvia splendens (bonfire salvia)
Lineage: Eukaryota; Viridiplantae; Streptophyta; Magnoliopsida; Lamiales; Lamiaceae
Product: expansin-A6
Exons: 2
Coding region: 72-935 (287 amino acids)
Biological process (GO): plant-type cell wall organization
Cellular component (GO): extracellular region
Source: RefSeq, a predicted model, not a curated record